This is a messenger RNA of Pyrus x bretschneideri (Chinese white pear), 1909 nucleotides long. RefSeq names its product protein RMD5 homolog. Gene Ontology annotation, cellular component: GID complex; nucleus; cytoplasm. The record is from RefSeq and is a predicted model, not a curated record. Gene Ontology annotation, biological process: proteasome-mediated ubiquitin-dependent protein catabolic process. The transcript has 2 exons. Bases 216 to 1376 code for a protein of 386 amino acids. Gene Ontology annotation, molecular function: protein binding; ubiquitin protein ligase activity. Lineage: Eukaryota; Viridiplantae; Streptophyta; Magnoliopsida; Rosales; Rosaceae.
UUGUUCUUACAAAAUCGACCCCGAACAAUUUUAACUGACAAAACCUAAAUCACACAAAUUCUCCAUCUCUGUCGCUCAUCUGCAACUCUCUUUCGCCCUCUUUCCGGCUGACGUCCCGAAGCCCUUCGCCACUCUUCCAACUUCGUAUUCAUCUCGCGAUCCUUUCGUCUUUGUUUCUCAUCACAAGCUAUAAUUAUACAGUCGUAUAAUUAAAAAUGGAGCUGACCACUAUUAAAGAUGGAUUUGAUCAUGUGACAAAGAAACAAAAGCUGUCAAGCUCUAAAGCUCAAGAAGUGUUCGAUCUGAUCGACAAAGAAAUGAAGCAGACAUUACAAAAGCUACAAUCAUCCAAUGGUUGUGAAUCUCAGGUUGAUUGUAAGUCUUCUCUUGCUGAACUUAAAGUCAAGUUAAAAGAUAUAGCUCCACUCAGUCAGUUGGAAAGCAUGCAGAAGGAACUGAACCUAGCACUUGGCAAGUAUCCAAAGAUUCUGGAGAAAUCCUUCAUUCCUGAUAUAUCCAAGGCUUAUAGAAACAUUGACUUUGAUACCCACACAAUUAAUGAGAUUAUUGGCAGCCAUUUCUAUCGGCAGGGCCUAUUCGAAGUUGGUGACUGUUUUAUAAGUGAGACUGAGGAAUCAGAAUCUGUGGCUGCUAUGAAAUCUCAGUUUCAGGAAUUGUUUCGGAUAGUUGAGGCAAUGAAAGAUCGGAAUCUAGAGCCAGCACUGAACUGGGUCGUGAUUAACUCUGAUAAACUAAAACCAAAUGGUUCAGACAUAUUACUGAAACUUCACAGUUUGCAAUUUGUCGAAAUAGUGCAAAAGGGAAACAGAGACAGAGCUCUCCAGUAUUCAAAAACUUGUCUUGCUCCUUUUGCUUCCAACUAUAUGGCUGAAAUACAAAGGCUCAUGGGGAGUCUUCUGUGGACUGGAAGACUUGAGUACUCCCCAUACUCUCACUUAUUAUCACCAGCCAUUUGGGACAAAGUUUCCGGGGAGCUAACCAGGCAGUUCUGCAAUAUUCUGGGCCAGUCUUACAAGAGCCCAUUGAGUGUGACCAUGGCUGCAGGGAUUCAGGGCUUGCCACCUCUUCUCAAGUUUAUGAAUGUAAUGGCAGGAAAAAGGCAGGAAUUUCAGUCUAUGAAGCAGUUACCUGUGCCAGUGGAGUUAAACCAUGAGUUUCAAUUCCAUUCUAUUUUUGUGUGUCCUGUGUCGAAGGAACAGUCAACUGAAGAAAAUCCGCCUAUGUUGAUGUCAUGUGGACAUGUGCUCUGCAAGCAGUCUAUUACGAAGAUGUCAAAGAAUGGGACAAAAGCUUUCAAGUGUCCAUACUGUCCUUCCGAUGUUGAUUCAGCACAGUGCAGGCCACUAAUUUUCUGAUGUAUCUGCAAAGGAACUAGUUGCAACUGUGUUUCUGCCACACUGGGUUAAGCUUGUAGAAACUAGUCAUGCUGUGCCGUGUAUGUAGGAUGUGUGGUUAUCGUGUCAAAAGCCGGUUUGUUUGGUGUGUUGAAGCAUUGUUUGUAAAUAGAUAUUCUUUCUACUGUCUGGCGGUUAAAUCAAUCCACUUCUCCUGGGAUUAAUUUGAAUGCAUCAUCAUCAGGAUCCCCAACACGAGGACAUGCUGGCUCAUUCUCAUGAGUAAGUUCUAAUUUUCCUGCUCGGUCAUGUAAAGUGUAAUUGGCUCCUCAAUUCAUGGAUCUCAAAUUCAGGCCGAUACUAUAAAACUGCGUCGUUUGGGGCAGUGUAGAGUCUAUUGCAUCUAAACUGACCCAAAUGGCCUGCCUGCCUUUAGAAGAAUGAGGAGCCUCGUCAAUAAUUUCUCACAUUUCUCUUAUCUGCAUCUUUUUUACCAACACAUAAUAGACUGUAAAUUUGUACUUUUAGUAAUUUAAUCAAGUCAGUGUUCUCAA